CCUCUUUGAUGUUUUGCCUCUGGUGCAGCUGUGCCUGCUGCUUGAUUUGCUGCUCCUCGGCGAGCAGUCGGAGAUUGCAGAGCUGCUCGGUUAGGUACUCGAUCUCGUAGUUUUGCUGACUGAUCUGCUGGGCGCUCUCCUCGUCGCGCUGCUUCAGAUCCACAUACUCCGAGUAGAAGCCCUCGAUGUGCUUGCCGUAGUCGGCUAGCACCGAUUGAUACUCCUGCCACAAGGCCUCAAGCUUGCCCUCGCCGCGGCCCGUAAUCUUCUCCAGCUUCAAUUGCAUCUGUGAUUUGAUGGGAAUUAUGUAAUAUUCUCUGUGUGCUGUUGACCCAUUGUGUGCCAGUCAAACACGACGUCCAUUAGUCCGUCAGCUGUCAACAGUCGCUGGCUAUAAAUGUCGACAGCAGCUCAGAGCUGCUCGGCAAACAGUACUUGAGAUGCGCCUGCUGCUGUUGCUUUUACUCAGCUUUAGCUGCAGCAUCAACUGCCUCAAGUGUCGCUCGCAGGAUGGUGCUGGCGAUGCGGAGCUCAAGCGGAUUGUGCGCACUUGCAUGCAACGCAGUGGCGGUGGCAGCAAUGGCAACCAGGAGGACAACGACAAUAGACGCUAUGGCAAUGGCAAUGGCAGAUAUAAUUUUGAUAGCGAUGAUUAUGGACAGGUUCAGGAUCGAGGACAGGGCCAAGGCAGACAGCAGCAACAGCAACAGCAGUCCUAUGGUAAUUCCUGGCAACGCAGCGUUAAGCAAACUGACAACAACAGUAACAACAACAACAGUAACACAUCUGAAACGGGCGGCUGCGUGGCGUUGUGUUUCUUUGAGGAAAUGAACAUGGUGGAUGGCAGUGGUCAGCCUGAUCGGCGCAAGGUAAGCUACUUGCUGACAAAGGAUCUGCGCGAUCGCGAGCUGCGCAACUUCUACAUGGACACCGUGCAGCAAUGCUUUCGCUACAUAGAACACUCUCGCUACAGCAACAACAACAGCAACAACAAGUGCAGCCAGGCAAGGGAGCUAGUGAAAUGCAUGUCAGAGUAUGCCAAAGCGCAAUGCGAUGAUUGGGAGGAGCAUGGAAAUAUGUUAUUCAACUAAACUUCUGACCCGCUACUUACACCGCUCU
Messenger RNA from Drosophila navojoa, 1119 nucleotides. RefSeq names its product Odorant-binding protein 59a (gene Obp59a). Gene Ontology annotation, molecular function: odorant binding. The record is from RefSeq and is a predicted model, not a curated record. NCBI's taxonomy places the organism in Eukaryota, Metazoa, Arthropoda, Insecta, Diptera, Drosophilidae.